This is a messenger RNA of Paraglomus occultum, 903 nucleotides long. NCBI's taxonomy places the organism in Eukaryota, Fungi, Glomeromycota, Glomeromycetes, Paraglomerales, Paraglomeraceae. The record is from the annotation of a GenBank genome assembly.
AUGUCGACACCAUCGUUCCCAUCACACCCACAAAUAGUUGACGGAUGGUUCAAGGAGAAGCCAUUGUUAUGGCCUGGUCAAGCCAUGUGCCUGGAAAUUGAAGAAGUUCUCCAUAUGGAAAAAUCAGAGCUACAAGAUAUUCUAAUCUUCAAAUCCAAGACAUACGGUGUAGUUUUUGCUCUCGAUGGUGUUGUUCAAUGUACUGAGCGUGAUGAAUUUGCCUAUCAAGAAAUGAUAGCUCAUCUCCCGCUCAAUUGCCAUCCUGAUCCUCGAAAAGUACUUGUUAUUGGUGGUGGAGACGGUGGUGUAUUAAGAGAGAUUGUCAAACAUGAGAGCGUAGAAGAGGUUAUCUUGUGUGAAAUUGAUGAGGCCGUUAUUCGAGUAGCAAAACAGUACUUGCCGAAUAUGGCGGUUGGAUUUGAUCAUCCCAAAGUCAAAGUCAUUAUUCGAGACGGAUUUGAAUACCUAAAAGAGAAGCCCGAAAGUUUUGAUGCCAUAAUUGUCGAUACAUCGGAUCCUAUUGGCCCCGCGGAAUCUUUAUUUCAGAAAGACUUUUUCAAGUUGGUACGAGACGCACUUCGACCGGGUGGCCUUAUGAGCAUUCAAGCCGAAUGUCAAUGGCUUCAUUUGUCAUUCAUCAAGGAAAUUCAUCUAUACUGUCUUGAGGUCUUUCCCGUGGUCGAAUACGCUUACACAACAAUCCCUACGUAUCCCUCUGGUCAGAUAGGGAUUUUUGUGUGUUGUAAGGAAGAAGAACGUAAUCUGCGUAAGCCAUUGAGAAGGUGGACCCCCGAGCAGGAAGAUAAAUUGUGCAAAUACUACAAUGCUGAAAUACACGAGGCAUCCUUUAUUUUACCGACUUUCACGCGGAGUUUUAUUAGUCAAUACAAACCAUCAAAAUAG